AUGGAAGACAUCACUCACCUCACUAAAAUUGAAGUAAUCACCUCGACAUGGUUUCUUGCUGCGAGUUUUGCAUUAACUGCGGACUCGUUUUCCCAUGCAGUGGUAAAACUUGCUAUUAAUAAGUGGAACUUUCUCCUUUUUACCGUAAAUGUAGCAAUAAUUGUUAAUGAAAUAUUUAUGCUCUUUCAAGUAGUAGCAAGUUCAAAUUGUUCAAAUAUAAAUAGCUCAGAUAACUGCAAUAUCUCAAAUGCAGUAAGUUUUUCAAGGUGCACCGAUCAUUCAUCUGUACGUAUGUAUUAUAUGAUAGAAAUUAUUAAAUUUUUUGGCUAUUUAAUCGCUAAACCAGGAAUGCUGCACCUCGCAUAUCUCAGAUGUAGUUCAGUCUUUAAGCCAUUUAAAAAGCCUGCGGUUAUAAGGUUUCACUAUUCAAUUAUGGCAGUACGAGUCUUAGAAAUAGCCAUUUUAGCAACCACCAGUAUUACAGACCUUAUAAAAUGCCAGGGAUCAUAUUGUGAACCAGAAUGUUCGUACAUACCUACAAUUUCUUUUGCACGAGAAGCAGCAGUACCGAUUUUUGUAAUUUAUUACAUUAUUGCCGAGUUUAUAUUUUACAUGAAGCUUUUUAAAGUCAUACGAGAAAUCUAUAAUGAUGGAAAUACUCAACGAGAUCUUUAUCACCAAGCCGCACUAUUCACUAUUGACAUAUUGCAACUGUCAGCAAUGUGUGUCUAUCGAUUAGUUGGACUUGUGGUCAAUCUACCAACUUACCGUUAUGCAGAAGUUUUCAGUAUAGCCUUUACUAUUUUUGUGAUGACUAAGUUUUGGCAUAUGAUUCCCAUUUUAACCAGAUCAAUUGGUGGAAGUUGUGACGACACUGAUAUUGAUAAAGUGAAUAACAUUGAAAACUAA
This is a messenger RNA of Dentiscutata erythropus, 909 nucleotides long. NCBI's taxonomy places the organism in Eukaryota, Fungi, Glomeromycota, Glomeromycetes, Diversisporales, Gigasporaceae. The record is from the annotation of a GenBank genome assembly.